Messenger RNA from Plodia interpunctella (Indianmeal moth), 1871 nucleotides. RefSeq lists its product as uncharacterized. The transcript is spliced from 2 exons. Lineage: Eukaryota; Metazoa; Arthropoda; Insecta; Lepidoptera; Pyralidae. Gene Ontology annotation, biological process: regulation of apoptotic process; signal transduction. Gene Ontology annotation, molecular function: protein binding. The record is from RefSeq and is a predicted model, not a curated record. Bases 170 to 838 code for a protein of 222 amino acids.
CUGCCUAUCUACUUACCUUUUAUCAAAGAGUAAAUUAAUACAACCUUUUAUUUUUAUUAGUUUGAUUCCACUUUUAAUCAUAGAUAGGUACCUAUUUAAUUUACUUUUCUAUUAGGUAGGUAAUUUAUUUGUUUCCUAUCUGUGAUUUGUGUAUUAUUUUUAUUUGAUUAUGCAUGGCAUCACAUAUUUAGAUCUUAAAAAACAGAUAGCAUAUAAUGUUGCGACAAGUGAUAGACACCGAGAAAAAUUAGAUAGUUUAAAGAGCUUUUUCAGAGAAGAUAUAAAUUCACCAAGACAGUACGAAAAAAUCGAAACUAUCAGCGAGCUUCUACGGGUUCUAGAAACUAGGGAUGUAUUAUCAGAAAAUGAUAUUCAGCCCUUGAAAGAGAUAGCGACUAAGAUGCCUAAUAGUGAUGAAUUAUUAGGCACAAUCGGACGCUACGAAUGGACGCAGAAACAAAAAGAACUUCCAAUUUAUCAAGUUCCUGAAACCAUUCUAGGCAAAGUAAGAAUAUCACCAAAUGAGAAAUUCUCAACAGAAAACUUCAAUAAUGGCAUAAGUUUAUUGAAAAAGCAAAGAAUCUAUGAAGCUGUUAUAGAAAAUAUUGGUACAUUCUGGUGUGCUUUAGGUAGAAAUUUGAAAAUCAGGGAAUGUGUGAUUGAUGAGAUAAAUCAAAAUUAUGGUGACCGAUAUGCUAAAGCAACUAGGUUGAUGGAGUUUUAUGAACAACGAGCAGAUCCAGAGAGUUGGUUUUUUGACCUUUGUCAUGCUUUAGAUGAGACUAAGAUGGUAUUGUUAAGGAAAAAAAUUCAGCAAAUUAUGAUGAUGAACUUUUGAAAAUAAAGUCCUCCUAUUAAGCAUAUAGACACUAUUUAUAUUUGAAAAUGUGAGCUGUAAGCUAUUCAAAUAGAUAUCAGAAUAAUUCUCAUCUAAUUUAACCCUAACAAUACAGUACAUCUCCAGUUAAAACAGACUGAUUACUGAACUGUCAAAACAAAAAAAAAUGUAUUAAUUUAUGAAGAUAAGAAGGUAUUUCACAUUCUAGAACUAAUUUGUAAAUUUCGGACCAUAAUUAACAUAAAGUUUGUAUUUUAUUAUAAAAAUACUUCAAAUUAAUUAUUAGGUAAAUGUUAGUAUUGACACAAUAAUUAAUUAGAAGUAUUUUAUAGUUAUUAUUUGAGAGAUUUUUGUUUAGAAUAACUAAUAAAUCUAUAACUUUUAUUAUAUUGUGAUUCAGUUUAUGAUUUUAGUAACUAUACUAUAUUAUUUAUUGAAGUAGAAAUUAAUCAGAUAUCAAGUACUUUUGUACAAUAAGUUGGACUAGCUUGCUAUUUUAUUUAAGUAUUUACUAAUUUUUAUAGUUUCAUAACCCAAAAUGUAAAACAGAACCCUAAUUAGGCCACUCUGUUAACUCUGUCAAGAUAUUUUGUUGAAAUUAUAUAUAUGUAUACCAUAAUAACCAACCAUAACUGUUCCAGUAUCUGAUCUGAUGCAAUCAGAUACUGGAACAGUUAUUAUGGUUAUUUAAAUAUCAAUCUGAUCUGGGGGCUUACCAUUAUCUCUUAAUCUAUCUAGUUCAGGACCUAAACUGAUCUGCAUUGCAAAUUCGUACCAUCAAGUUAAUUUUUAAUGCUAAUGUGAUUCAUUUCAGGUUCAUAAGUUGAACUGUGCUGCAUUUGAAUCAUAUUCCGUAAAAGUUGAUGGAUAUUUCUUUUAUCUAUGGUUGAUGGUAAGCCUGCUGUUUGUCAUCUCAAACUUAUUUGAUGUAUGUUGCAAUAUUUUGGUGUUUACUUGUAAUUUCAGAGCAAGCCCUUUUGAGAAAUAUUAACAUUAAUAAAUAUUUAUUGAGUACAUUUGAGUUUAACAUAAA